AUGUCUAAGUGCGUUAAUGGGUUGAGAAGCAGAUUAACAGCCAUCAUUGGAGCUUAAUGGGGAGAUGAAGGUAAAGGAAAACUUGUAGAUAUCUUGGCUGAAAAAUACGAUUAUUGCGCUAGAUUUAAUGGAGGAGCAAAUGCAGGACACACAAUUGUUGUUGGAGGUGUAAAGUAUGCAUUCCACUUGUUGCCAUGUGGAAUCUUAUACUAGACCUGUAUGAAUGUGAUUGGAAAUGGAGUAGUGGUGAAUAUCCCAACUUUGUUUGAAGAAUUGGCUCAACUGGAUAAAAAUAGAGUUGAUUAUACUGGAAGAUUAGUCAUCUCCAACAGAGCUCAUCUUGUUGUUGAUGGAUUGCUCGAGGCAGAUGCCAAAAGCGAGAGUGAUUCAAGAAAAAAAUUUCUUGGUACAACAAAAAGAGGAAUCGGACCCACUUAUUCAGCAAAAGCAUUGAGAUAAGGAUUGAGAGUCGGAGAUUUAUUACAUUGGGACACAUUUUUAUUAAAAUAUCAUUCAUUAAAUGCAAAACUCAGAGAACAAGAGGGAAUCUAAAUAGAUACUCAAAAAGAAAUCAAUACUCUUAAAGAUUAUAGAGAUAUUUUGAUAAACAGAAAUAUGAUUGUAGAUACCAUCUCAUUAAUUGCUAACGCCAGAAAGGAUGGAAGAAGAAUUUUAGCCGAAGGUGCCAAUGCCACUAUGUUGGAUAUUGAUUAUGGAACCUAUCCAUAUGUGACUUCAUCCAGUACUAAUGUUGGAGGAGUAUGCACUGGAUUGGGUGUACCUCCAUCUGCUAUUGAAACUGUUAUUGGAAUUGUUAAGGCUUACACUACUAGAGUCGGUGAAGGACCUUUUCCAACUGAACUCACUAAUGAAACUGGAAAGUACCUCUAGAAAACUGGUCAUGAAUUUGGAGCAACCACUGGAAGACCUCGUAGAUGCGGUUGGCUUGAUAUUCCUAUUUUAAGAUAUUCAAUCCAAAUUAAUGGACAUUCAUCAAUCAAUCUUACCAAAUUAGACAUCUUGACUGGGCUUGAGGAAAUAAAGAUUGGAGUUAAUUAUUUACUGAAUGGAAAAGUCAUUGACUAUAUUCCUGCAUAAUUAGAGGAACUAGCUUAAGUUGAAGUUGAGUACAUCACUGUGAAAGGAUGGAAAUAGGACAUUUCUGAUUGCAAGACCUUUUCUGAAUUACCAGUUGAAGCCUAAAAUUAUAUUAAGAAAAUAGAAGAACUCUUGGGAAUUCCAGUCUCUUGGAUUGGAAAUGGACCUUAGAGAGAAAAGAUUAUUUUAAAAGAUUGA
This is a messenger RNA of Paramecium tetraurelia, 1296 nucleotides long. RefSeq lists its product as uncharacterized. Gene Ontology annotation, molecular function: adenylosuccinate synthase activity; GTP binding. Gene Ontology annotation, cellular component: cytoplasm. The transcript has 3 exons. Lineage: Eukaryota; Ciliophora; Oligohymenophorea; Peniculida; Parameciidae. The record is from RefSeq and is a predicted model, not a curated record. Gene Ontology annotation, biological process: 'de novo' AMP biosynthetic process; IMP metabolic process.